AUGAGGCGGUGGGUGGUGACAAUUAUCACCCUCAUACAUUUGGUAAAUGAAGGUGAACAAUUGGAAUUACCGUGUUAUGUACAAGAUCUCGGUUCAGAAUCGAUUAUCUGGCGACGAAAUGAGAAUCUUCUAUUUAUUGACGAGGAGAAUCUCGCUGAAGAUGAGCGCAUGCAAGUCAUAAAGGACGGUUCGAAUUCGACGCUAACGAUUUUUGAUGUGGAACCGAUGGAUAUGACUGACUACGUGUGUGCAGUAUCAGAACCUGAACAAGAAAUCGUCUACAAGAUUAUCGUGAACACACCACCGACCGUCGUCAUAUCACCAGAUGAACCAGAAUAUCUGCUGUCGGUUGGUGAUGAACAUGUGGUUGUACGAUGUCUUGCUAAAGGCAAUCCAACACCGUUGAUUAGGUGGAUACGAAAGGAUGAAAAAAUGCCAACGGAUAUUUCUAUUCGUGGUCCACACCUGGUAAUAUCGAAAGCGAAAAAAUCACAUUCUGGCGAAUAUGAAUGCAUAGCGAAUAAUACGGCUGGUAGCGAUUCGGCGUCACUAAAGAUUCAAGUAAACGAACGUGAAGAUGCGGCGAAUCACGAAGCUCCUUGGGUGAAAACUGAACAAACGUUUGUUCCGGUGAAGAAAAAUGCCGAUGUGAACAUUUCUUGUUCCUACGAUGGCACACCAUCACCGCAAAGUGAAUGGUUCUUUAACGGAUACAAGAUUAAUUUCUCUGAAGAAAGGUUUCGUAACGCUGCUCAAUACGCCCAACGUCGCGUCAAUCAUACCAGUACGAUUCUCACAGUAAUUGGAAUUAAUGAGGAUUCGUUCGGUGAUUACAUGUGCCGAAUAUCAAAUAAUCUGGGCAUGGCUUUUGCUGUGAUCCACGUGAGCGGGCGUCCUGGACCACCAUCAUUAAAGCUAGAUGGAUUUGAUCUUACAUGGACUGUAAGAUCGUAUGAGCCUGUCAUCGAAUAUCGAAUUUACUACAGACCCGAGAAAGCAGACGAUUGGAAUAAGUAUGACAGUAUACGGGUUAACAAAGGAGACAACAAUGGUGAUGAUGUGUGGCAGCACAGUGUUUCGCUUCUAUCGUAUCUUGCAGCCGGGGUACGGUACGAAGUCACGGUUAAAGCUCGAAAUGCACUCGGUUGGGGUUCUUUCGCUCGGGAAAACCUUCAAGUAGAAAUUCCAGCUGAUGCUCAUGGUGAAGUUUCACUAUUUGUUAGUUUAUUCAAAUAUUUCCUGUGUCUGGAGCAAGCAAUUUUGACAACAAUGUGUUUUAACGAUAGGUAA
Angiostrongylus costaricensis is the source of this 1290-nucleotide messenger RNA. The record is from the annotation of a GenBank genome assembly. Lineage: Eukaryota; Metazoa; Nematoda; Chromadorea; Rhabditida; Metastrongylidae.